GAUGGUGAGUCCAUGUCAUCUUGGUGUGGGUGGCAUACAGACCAUGGUUCAUUGACAGGUCUGACAUGUGCCAUGUUUAAGAGAGAUGGUGUAGAAAUAUCUUCCCCCGAUAGUGCAGCCGGCCUUUAUAUAAGAACACGGACUGAUCAAAUUGUCAAAGUUACCUAUGGAGAAGAUGAAAUAGCAUAUCAAAUAGGUGAGACCACUGAAAUACUCUCUCAAGGAUACCUCUGUGCAACGCCUCAUUGUGUUCGGGCACCAAAAGGAAAGGAUACUUCAGGUGUUGAUCGGUCAACAUUUGCAUUAUUCAUGCAACCUGAUUGGGACGAGAGGCUUAACUUUCCCGAGGAGGUUCCUAUUCAUAAAGAGGUUAUAUCCACAACUGGAUCUCUUACAUUCGGAGAGUAUUCUGAGAAGCUCCUCGACAAAUAUUACCACACAAAAGCAUAAAAAGCAGACAUUGUCCAUAGUCCAAUGCCAAAAGCAGUAAUAAUCAUUAUUUUUCCUUUGCAAUACAUACGGAAGCUGAAUAAAAUUUCAGGAAAAAACAUGCUGUAGGCUUUAUAUUUACUUAUUUAAAGAAAGAAACAGUGCUAUAUAGCUAGCUGCCUAGCUCUAUUGUAUAGUUGAUAUUUGUUGAAUUUCCUCUUGCUUGGCUAGAGAAAACAGAGAACAAUCUACAUCACGACCCAAAUCAAUAAAAGAAUACUACAGCAGCAAUGUCUCUAAUCAAUGGAAAUUAGAAACCUAACACAUUGAAAAUUUUAUAAUUCACUGCAGUCAAAAAUUGUUUCUGUUUGGAAAGCCAACUCUUGUGCAUAUGUCAUGGUGUCAAAGCUCUACCACUCAGGUAAUGGUUGGCACUCUUUUUGAUUAACGACCAGUAGAAGUAACAAGAAGAUUGACGGAAGUUCUUUUAGUUAGGUGUCUCUAGGUUGUAGGCUUUUAGACUUAUCAAUGCAUAAAUAUACUUUUUAUUA
Rubroshorea leprosula is the source of this 980-nucleotide messenger RNA. Lineage: Eukaryota; Viridiplantae; Streptophyta; Magnoliopsida; Malvales; Dipterocarpaceae. The record is from the annotation of a GenBank genome assembly.